This is a messenger RNA of Manihot esculenta (cassava), 3898 nucleotides long. RefSeq lists its product as uncharacterized. The transcript is spliced from 7 exons. The coding region runs from base 1003 to 3681 and encodes 892 amino acids. NCBI's taxonomy places the organism in Eukaryota, Viridiplantae, Streptophyta, Magnoliopsida, Malpighiales, Euphorbiaceae. The record is from RefSeq and is a predicted model, not a curated record.
CAACCUGUUGAAGCAAAUUGAGUUUCUGUUUUGGUGGAUCUGUAUACAGGAGAUUGUUUAGCGUGCGCGCUUGUGGGACAGGUUAAGGCGUUAUCUUCGCUGUCUGUCAGUCUACCGUACUGCUCUGUAGACCCGACUAGAGAGAAGAUAAAAAAAAAUGAUAAUAAAAAAAAGGGAAGGAAAGAAACAAAGACUUUGAGCACAGUGCUUUUUCGUUGCCUGCAUUCUCACUCUCGCUAAGCGUCUCUUGGUUUGGUGCUUCACAUCUUUGCUUGGUCUGCUGAAAGUCGCUGAAAGUCUCUCUCUCUCUCUCUCUCUCUUCUUUGCCGACAUGGAUAACCAAGAUCACAGGAGGAGGCAUACACCAGGGCAUGACAGCCAUGGAGUUCAUGUUUGUCACAAAUGUGGAUGGCCCUUCCCAAAACCGUACCCGAGUGCAAAACACAGGCGUGCACAUAAGAAGAUCUGUGGAACCAUUAAGGGGUACAAGUUGGUUGACUCAGAGUCUCCUGCCCAUUUGACUGUUUCUGAUGAUGAGCACCUCUCCGAUGAAGAUCGCAAAACCCGUGGGCAUGACAGCCAUGGAGUUCAUGUUUGUCACAAAUGUGGAUGGCCCUUCCCAAAACCGUACCCGAGUGCAAAACACAGGCGUGCACAUAAGAAGAUCUGUGGAACCAUUAAGGGGUACAAGUUGGUUGACUCAGAGUCUCCUGCCCAUUUGACUGUUUCUGAUGAUGAGCACCUCUCCGAUGAAGAUCGCAAAACCCGUGUUCUAUGGCUGAGUCAGCAUAAAGAAACACGUUCUGUUGCAAAAUAGGUGAAGAAUUGUAUUCUUGAGUUAAUGCUGGUAAAUUUGGUGUUUAAGGUCCACGGAUUUUGGGGAGAAGUAAUAAUGAGAAAGGUAGUGUUGAAACAGGGGACAGAUCAGGUAGACCAGAAAAUGAGGUAUUUUCAGAUAGUGGGUUUCGGAGGGGGAUUGAAGAAUCUCCAGAUGAUGUUAAUAUGCCAGCAAAGAAUGAGACAACAGCCACUCUAUCAGUUAAGGAUGGUGCAAUUGCUGCUGCCGUUCCACCUUCAAGCAAUUCAGCUAACAGCAGCCAAAUGCAAAAUACUGAAGUUGAAGGAAGUAAUCUGUCUGUAAGUGCCCAACAGUCCCAAGAUAAUGUCUCAAGUGCUACCGCUAGCUUCAUGGACAGGUCUUCAACUGAUUAUAGAACUGAAGAAGCUGUCUAUGAGCCUACUAAUGAUAAAAAAGGUUCUACAUGUGACUCAAACACCAUCCAACUUGGGACCCAAGCAGAUACAUCAUGGGAGAUGAAUGAGAAAACUGCUGGUGAGGAUUUGGCAGAGAAUGUUGCAAAAGGAAAUGAAGAAACUCAGACUAAAACAAACAGUGCAGUUGAUGGCUUGACUGAGAUUGAUACAAAUACAAAUGAAGAAACUUCUUUAGGUAGACCUCUGCUGGAUGCUGUGGUGUUGCCCUGUGACAAUGUAGGUGAAGCAUCUGAGUCAGUAGGGAAAAUGGAGGAUAUAAUGUCAGGUCCUGUAUCAGCUGCUGGAGUUAUUCAAUUGAAGGAACAAUCUAAUGAUGAGUUAGACUCUAAGAUAUCUUUAAAUGAUCUCCCUAAUGAAAUCAAAUCUGUUGAACUUGUAAAUACUUCCAUAGGUACUGCUCAGGUCAAGGCAGAUGAUGAUCAAGCAAUGGAUGCUGCCAAUUUGGGCAAGUCAACUAAUUUUUACAAUGGACACGUGGAAGGAAAUGACAAUGUCCAUGUGCUUUCAGUUCCUGAUGAUCUACCUGUAGUGGACAAUGCUGAGGUCAUGAUUAGAGGUUUUAAAGAUCAUAAAGGAGGGGGGUUACUUCAAUUAGUAGGUGUAGAUUUCAAGGAUGAUUCUUCCAAUUUCUGUUCAAGCAUAUUGAAUGAAGAAGGCACAGAGGUCUCUGCAUCAGACAUGCAUGCUUUGAAAAGUGACCAUGAACAAAAAUGUGAGAGCGAUGAGCAUGUUGUUGAAAAUUUUCCUGAUGAAACAGAACCCGUCAUGCCUCAGGUCAAGAUGACAGGUAAUGAAAGCCAAAGCACAGAACAGAUUGGUGUCCCUACAGCUGCAGUUGCUAUUGCGAUUGAGGAGAACGGUCCUCUUCAGUGUCCUGAAGAACAGCUACCAAGUGAUUGCUGUGAAAGUUCAUUGCAGAAAAGUUCUGUGGAACAUGCUACAAAGGUUCUUCCAGAUAUGAAUCCUGUGGCUGCACAAGUGAUUUCUGAAGUCAUGCAAACAACCAACUUAGUUGGUGCAGAUGAUGCUGAUGAUUAUGAAAAUAGUAAAAUCAGAAGAUGUGAUAUAGCUGAAAGUGAGGACAAAAGAAUUACAGAUAAGAAUAGUACAGAAAACAUCAUAGCAAAUGAAACUGUAACUGAGGAAGGUUAUUCGACAUUAGGGUCCAUGGAGGGAAAGGUUUCAGUGGAGACACCAGUGUCAACGACUGAAUCUGGUGAAAAUCUUCAGGAAUCUAAUUUUACCUCAGAAAAUGUAAUUAAUGCAUCCAAGAGUAAUUUAUCAGAAUAUGAGUGCUUGCAAUUGAGUACAGUUUCAGAUAAUCAGAAAUGUGUAAAGGAACUUGAAAGCAAUGGCAACAGGAAAGUACAGGUGGAGGGUGGUGAUAAAGUUAGUGCAGCUGCAGAAUCGAUUAAUGUUGAAGACAGUGAUGAACUACAGAAGUCUGCAGAUAAAGUUGGAGAUGUUGAGCUAUUACGAGGGCCUUCGGAUAUAAUUAAUGAUGUUGUAUUACAGAAGUCUUCAGAAGAUGGGACAAAAGAGCCUCAACUCUCCCCUUCAGAUAUUUCAUCAUCCAUUCAAAAUUCUGCCACUGCUGGAGAUAAUUCUGCUGGAGAUUUUGUAGGGGUUGUAUCUGAGAAUCAAUUGGAGUCUUCUCCUGAUGAAGGUGAAAGUAAAUCUGUUGCCCAACAACUUGGUGCAUCUGUGACUGACUUUUCUGUUGAUUCAGGUAGCCAAACUGAUAGUUUGGAAGGCCACUGGGGCUCUGUAUCAGUCCUUUCUACUCAGUCAGAUAUGCCUGCUAUUGUUGAUGCUGAGGCAUCAAAUGGCUCAAAAGCAUCGGUAAAAGCAGAGAAAGCUGACUUGACGAAGCCAAAAGCUUUCUCAGAGGGGCAACAUUCUGACAAAUCAGAUAUUUUUGAGCCUCCAUCAUUCACGACAUUGGUUGAACCUAGAGAUGGAGACAAAGCUGCUGCUGCUGCUUCUUCCAAAAUACAGACUACACAGAAUCCAAACCAACCAGCUGGUUGGUUUCCCUCUCUUACUCAUGUCACGAAUGAGUCGCAAGGAAGAAAAAAGAAUGAAGAAAUAAUUGCCAAGGUCACAAACUGGAGCGCUGGGAAACAGCACACUCCCUUGAAGAACCUUUUGAGUGAGGCUAAUAUCGAAACCAAAUCCAAGUCGCUGAAUGCCAAGGAAAAUCUGGUGGUUAAAAAAGACGAAAGCAGUUCUAAGGAUAACGGUGCUUCAGGUCCUCAAGUGCCUAUAUCUGAGCCUGUUAAGAAAGAGGCAGGGAAAGAAUGGAAUUCUCCGGCAAGGUAUCCCACAGACAUUAAGGGAGAGAAGAAGAAAGUAAAAGGAAGACCAUCAUGGGCACAAUUUAUGUGCUGCGCUUCUGUAAACUAGGACAUUGGAUGUUGUGGUGAUAUAAUAUAGAGAUAAACCGUGCUGUGAAUUGAAGUCACAGUUGCAAAUAGUUUACCUACGUGGUAUUAGCCAUAGUUUUGAACAUUAUAUUAUAUACAUAAGAUUAUAACAGCAGGUAUAUUGCUUGUUGUUUUAGCAGCUUGUCUGAGGUUUUGGUUGAUUAUAAUGUUAUGGUUUGGUGAUUUUUCUGCUUCAA